AUGCUGCGCUCAGCGUCUUGCGCCGUCAAAGCUGCGGCUCAGUCACACCGCUUGGUGUCAUCUGCCCCGACUCGUUUGCUUUCAUCUACAUCCCUCCGACAGCGCAGCGAUGACGCUGCCAACGUAUCUCGGAAGGGCAAGUCCCCCUCAUCGUCGGAUGCAAGUGCCUCUGUAGCUGGAUCAGUCAUCCCAUCUUCGUCAUCCAAGCCGUCGACAUCGACCUCGAAGCCGGUGCAGAUCUCCUACAACCCGCCCAACAAGUCCAACGCCGGCGGCGGGUCCAUCACCCUCAACCUCCCGCCGCAGCUCGUCCAGGCCAUGUCGCGCAAGAACCCCGUUGCGCCCACCAAGACCUCUUCCGCGCGCGCCAAAGCACAAGCAUCCAAGGCGCUGCGACAGACACUUCCCGAACCGACGACGGGCGAAGUGUAUGCCUGGGCCACCGCCUACUCGUAUUCCUUUUCCGAACUCAUCCGCUCCGGUCGGCUGCCCGGCAAUUACCAGGUGUUCGAGGACAACGAGGUGAUUCACAUCCCGCAGUGGCCCAUUUCCUCCAGUAGUGGUGCGUCAAGCUCAAACAGAGGCGAAGUGUUCAUCUUUCGAUCCGGGUCGUACGUCACUUGGGGUCUGGAUGAGGAGCAGAGUCGGCGGUUCUUGAGGAACGUCAUUCAGGGUAGGGAUCUCAAGUACCAGGUCGAGGUGGGAAGGUACAGCCAGAUUGGAGAUGAGGCCAUGGACUAUCUGUAUGCCCCGAGCCAGCUGACGCGCGUCCAGGGCGAUAUUGUUGUCAUAGGCCAGCCGCCGCGGUCGUUGGAUGCCGAGGCGGAGGCUGCCUCUGACGACGGAGAAGACGGGCAUUUGAGCUUUGAUGCUUCCACUUCAUCUUCGAGCGAGAUACCGUCUUCAACGGCUCCGUCGAGCACCAACGAGACGACGCCAUAUACGACCUUCGGCACGGAAUGGACGCCCACGCUGGCCCGACUCGCGUUCUCCCAAGGCCUCGCCCGUUCCGCCCGUCUCUCGGUCCAGGAAACCCUCCUCUCCACGUUCCUCACCAGCAUGUCUCCCAUCCCGGCUCUCCUCUCUUCCACCGGCUCCGUACCUCUCUCUCGCACCUCGGUCAUCAAGCACACCGGCACACUGCUCCGUCUGCGCCAAACAGCCAAUCUGGACAGGGACAACUUUUACGACGAGCCCGAGGUAUACUGGGAAAACGCAAAGAUGGAGGACCACUACCGCUCCAUUUGCGGCAACUUGGAUAUCAGCCAGCGCUUCGAGACGCUCAACGAGAAGCUGGACCACUGCGAGAAUCUGCUAGGAGUAGUGAGGGCGCUGCUGACGGAGAAGACGACGCACAGGAUGGAGCUGAUCAUCAUUGGGUUGAUUGCGUUCGAGGCGGGCAUGGCGCUGGUGGGGCAUGGAUGGGUGCCGACGCCGGAGAAUGUGAGGGGUUGGUGGGGGGACAUCAAGGGGUACUUUGGUGGCGAGACAAGGCCAGAAGCACAUGAUGGGGCGGUGCGAGAGCAAGCGAUGACGGCGGAGACUUUGUCGUCGUCGCUAGUCACGCCGCAAGCCCGCCUCGUCUAA
Molecule: messenger RNA, 1587 nt
Organism: Kalmanozyma brasiliensis GHG001
Lineage: Eukaryota; Fungi; Basidiomycota; Ustilaginomycetes; Ustilaginales
Product: Protein of unknown function DUF155
Exons: 1
Coding region: 1-1587 (528 amino acids)
Biological process (GO): positive regulation of mitochondrial translation
Source: RefSeq, a predicted model, not a curated record